ACCGAAUUAACUGAGCUAUAGGAGUUUAUGUUCGAAAUUAAAGCCAAGUAAACAAAGUAAAAACAUGCUAAUUAACUAUAUUAACAACAAACAAGACACAUUUGAAAGUUCUAUGGGUGUUAAAGACUGUUUUAAAAUCUUGUUUCAUUCAAUCUUGCAAUGUACAAGCGGUACUCUUCCGUGAGUCUAACCUCCAAUUUGUACAAUUUAAUAGUAAUUGAAGCUUCACAUUGAAUGCAGUAUCUGCUAUAAUUUGUUUUUUUCAUAUGAAGGGAGAAAUGUGAUAUCAAGAUAAAGUAGAUUGUUGUUUUUUUGUCAGUCACUUUAAUGUGAAAAUCGAGUAGGAUAACCGAGAAACAGCAAAUAGGAUUUCAAAGUACUGCAUUCAUUGGUUUACCAUUAAUCUUGUUUACUAAUUUGGUUGUAAGGAAGCCUAAUGAGUUCACAUUAGAAUAAAAAGUUCACCUUGUUUUUCUGAAUAACAAGGUUAUUGCCUUCGAUUCCAAGAAAAGUUUGCAUGGGGAAAAACAAAUUCUGCACUUGUUUUCCAGGUGAGAUAGAACAGUGCAGGGUGUAAUCAGACUGUGUCUCCAAGUUGUUUUUUGCUCUAAUUUAUUACACAAUUUGAAUGAAAUCAUAAGACUUACAGGACUGCUGACUUCACAUGAUCCAUGUGAAGGCUGUUGUACUAUUAGAUUACCAUGACAUAUGACCAUGACCAUGACAAGUCCAUUUACCAAUGGUAAAUGGACAUGAGCUUAUAUAGCGUUUUUUUCUAGUAUUCCAAGUGCUUUUACACCACAUGUCACACCCACCCAUUCACAUGGGGCAAUGUGAGCAACGGUUGAGAGGCGACGACUCUGCCAGCUGAGCCACAUGCCGCCCAUGUGGCUACAUUUUUUCACGAGAGUGCAGAAACUGUCUGUUCCCUCUCAUUGAAGUCACCCAUCAGAUGAAUCAAGUCGAACCUUUCAGCUUUUUAAUGACACACAGAUGGCUGCUGUUUAGCUCUAAUGAAACAGCACUUCCCCGAACCAUUUAAAGAAACAGUUCUUGUCACUACUGUAAGCGGAGAAAACUCCACAGUAUGACUCUCGCUCUUAUUUACCAUCUAACCUAUUUAACCUUCAUCAGAUGUUCUAUGUUACACAGAGGACUUCUAAUGAGCCCAGCUCACCUGAUGAAUACUGCCGUGUCACCAAAAUGGUCGAAAUGGUUCAGUUAAGUUGAUUAUGUUAAAUGUAAUCAAAUUAAGAAUGUUUUCCCUGAUACAGAUUUCCAAGUCUACUGCUGGCUACACUGUAGUUAAUGUUCGUUAAAUGUACAAACAAAAAAUAACAGAUGAACUCAGGCCAACAUGGUUCAUUCUAAGUUCUUGAUUUAUGUCAUUCGGAGGAAUAACAGAUGAAAUCAAACAUCUCUUCCUCGUCUCGCCCUCUCUAUGUUUGAAUGCAGCUGAAGUCAGCAAGAAUAGCUAAAGGAAGAGCUCGCCUCAUCUCGGGGUUAUGAUAAUGAUGCUCGCAGAAGAAAAACCUCUGCAGAUUUAUACUCAAUGACAUUUUCGAGCAGAGACAAUCCAGACAGAUAACUUUGUCAAGCAAAAAGUCAAACACGCACACUGAUAAAAAAACGACUCUAUAGUCGAGCUUUCUCGUCCUCUUCUAACCCAGUGUCAGUGAAGUGUCACACAAAAUUAAUUUGUCCUGAUAAUGUCACAUAUCAAAUCUAAUUUGGUGGGAGUUUUCCUCCGUAAUGCUUUGGAAGUGAGAUGUUGUUUUCAGUAAGAUUAAAUAAUUCCAUGAUAUGCACCGCAUAAUUCGAUAAACACGGCGGCAGUGAUAAAGAGUACUUGUUUUGUUUUUAAUGAGAAGACAUGGAAAUUAAAUAAACUUAUAUAACCAUAAGGUGAAGUCUGCACGAUCACUGUGACCUUAAACCCCCCCUUUUUAAAAAAAAAAACUGAUAUCUGGUGAUGGACUUACUGUAGAUAAGUCAUUGUUGAGAUUUAAAAAUGUAAAAGUUAAGUUAUUUGAGGGCUUUCUCCUCCAUCUGCAAAUCAAAACGUGUGAAAUGUUUGAAAGUUGGUGGAAAAGCAAGACAGAGAUGAAGUGCAGUCUCUGGAGGUGAAACCUAGCAGACAGCUAGCAGCACCAGUUUGUCACUUAUAACAUCCUCGACCUUAAAUACAAACGAUUUUAAGACUUUAAGACGAUUUUAAGAUUGAACUUAAAUCUUUGACUUGUGUCAAAAAACACCAUGAAGGGAUAAUUCAUCUUUAGAGACCAGAACUGUUUGUGUAACGAAGCUGGAAGCAUUUUAAAAUCUGUUUUAAGUUUGUCAUUUUAACAUGAUUAAUGGGGAGUGACUUACCUUUGGAGCAAGCCUCUAGUGGCCAUUUGAGGAACAGCAGCAUCAGCAAGCUUCAUUUUUCCACCUUGUAUGUUGCCCCAUGAUGUAAACACUGAAAAACAGGGAAUAAAAUGUACUUUUAAGGAAGUAAGAAGUCAGUUGGGACACAGACGAGGAGGAUAUUUCUCUCCUGAGUUUUGUUAAAGGCAGAUGGACUCCAGAGCUCCGCAGAGACCUCAGGACUCGGAUUCUCCUCUGACACUCAGACUGCUCUGACAGAUUUGAGUCAAAAUGGUCGAGCAGUACAACUGCACCAACUGUAAGGAGAGCCUGUUCGGGAAAAAGUACAUUCUGAAGGAGGAGCACCCGCACUGCAUUCAGUGCUACGAGGCUCUUUUCUCCAACAACUGUGAAAUGUGCAAACUUCUCAUUGGAUGCACCAGCAAGGAUCUGUCCUACAAGGACCGCCACUGGCACAGCGACUGCUUCCUCUGCUCCAAGUGCGAGCGGUCUCUGGUAGAUCGGCCCUUUGCCACCAAGGACGACCUGCUGAUGUGCACCGACUGCUUCGCCAGCGAGUACUCAGCCAAAUGCAAUGCAUGCCUGAAGACCAUAAUGCCAGGAACUAAGAAGAUGGAGCACAAGAAUAACAGCUGGCACGAGAAUUGCUUUGCCUGUAACCGUUGCCAGCAACCCAUCGGCACCAGGAGCUUCGUCCAGAAGGACCUCAAAAACUUCUGCCUGCCCUGCUACGAGAAGCAAUUUGCCCAGCAGUGCGUCCACUGCAAGAAGCCCAUCACCUCCGGAGGAGUGAACUACCGGGACAUGCCCUGGCACAAGGAGUGCUUCGUCUGCAUCAGCUGCAAGCAGCAGCUGGCCGGCCAGAGGUUCACCUCCCGGGACGACUUCGCCUACUGCCUCAACUGCUUCUGCAACCUGUUCGCCAAGAAAUGUGCUCACUGCACCACCCCCAUCAGCGGUCUCGGUGGGAGCAAGUACAUCUCUUUUGAGCAGCGCCAGUGGCACAACUACUGCUUCAACUGCAAGAAGUGCAGCGUGUCUCUUGUCGGCCGGGGUUUCCUGACCUGCAAAGACGACAUCCUCUGCCCUGACUGUGGCAAAGACUUCUAAGUCAUCUCCAAACCGAACACAGUUGAAUGCUAAUCAGAGAGCAGCAGCAGUACUUUCCCAACCUGGCCUUUGCUGCAUUUAUUGCAUCAUUUAUUAGUUUCUUGCUAACCUGCUCCUUCUGCUGAUGUAUUUUCUUGAUAUGCUAAUGAUACUGUAUUUUAUCUAAAUGAGUCAAGGCCUUUAUUCUGAACUGUAUUUUUUUGCUCCCUUUUGUUCCAAUGAAACUCUGUCAUUAGAAUAACUUAACACUUUCACAGGAUAGCUUAAAAGAAUGUUAGUUUUUUAAAACAGAUCACACCUUUGUUGCAAUUGUUUUAAUAGAGAUGUUAUAGUAUUACUAAUACUGUGUAUUCUUAUUACAUAAAAUGUGUUGUAAAUCUUAAUAAAGAAAUUGUGGGCUUUGA
Labrus bergylta (ballan wrasse) is the source of this 3884-nucleotide messenger RNA. Lineage: Eukaryota; Metazoa; Chordata; Actinopteri; Labriformes; Labridae. The record is from RefSeq and is a predicted model, not a curated record.